Molecule: messenger RNA, 1197 nt
Organism: Rhodotorula graminis WP1
Lineage: Eukaryota; Fungi; Basidiomycota; Microbotryomycetes; Sporidiobolales; Sporidiobolaceae
Exons: 3
Source: RefSeq, a predicted model, not a curated record
AUGAGCGGCCAGGCCACCGUGCAGGCACAGCUCGAAGCCUCGCUCAAGGCCACUCUGCUCGACCUGUCGCGCAUCCUCGCCUUCCAGGCCCGCCUGCAGCAACAUGGCGUCGUGCAGUACGCCCCAGUAGCCCCGAGGCACCUCACCCAGGCACUCCAAGCCGACGCCGCCCAGUUUGCCGCCAUCUGCGACCACCUCGAGCACCGCGUCCUCAAGGCCAUCGCCACCCUCGAGCGAGACGCCCGUCGAGCCGCAGGCCUCUCGCCCGCCCGCCCCACCUCGCCUGCGCCUGCCGACCCUCCUGCACCUGUCGAGCCCGCCAAGCCAGCUGCGCCCGUCAACGACGACGGAGCCGACGACGCCAAGCUGCCCUUUUCCUUACCGACCGCGUCGACCUCGGCUCCAGUUGCAGCGAGUGCGGCACCGCCAGACGCGGCGACGAUGAAGCUCGACCUCACCCUCUCGCCCUCGCCACCUCCCGCCGCGUCAUCUACCACGACCAAUUCGACCCUCCCCUUCCAGCUGCCCGGGUCGUCCACCCUCCCGGCCUCGUCGUCGGCCAUGAUGCUCGACCUGACGGGCGACGACGCCGCGCCCCCGCCCGCGCCCGCUCCGACAAACGUCGCGCCCGACCUCGGUGGCGCCGACGCCAACGCCGACCUGAACGCGCUCCUCGCGUCGCUCAACAUGCCGCCGUUCGACAAUUCGCUCGCCUCGACGUCCCUCCCGUCCUCGUCGACCGCGCCCGCUCCCUCUUCCUCUGCACCCCAACCGGCCCCAGCCUCGACCACCUUCCCCGCCCUGUCGCUCGACGCGCUCAACGCGCUCCUCGCCGGCUCGGCACCGCCCCCCGCAUCCACCGCCCCGGCGCCGACGCACUCGAGCGCGCUCGAUUCGCUCGGCCUCUCGCUCGCGCCGCCCGCGCCCUCGACCGUGAGCGCCGCUCCAGCGCCGGACCUCUCGUCGCUCGACUUUUCGGCGUCGUCCUUUGGCGGGUUUGGCGGCGAUGCGGCAGGGACUGGAGCGGGAGGAGGAGGAGGAGCCGCAGGGGGAGGAGGGCUCGGCGACGGGUUCGACUUUACGAGCUUUGCGGCGGCGCCGAGCGGGAGCGGGGCGGGCGACGCGAGCCUCGAGGAGCUGCUCAGGAGCCUGGGCGGGGGGAUGUAGAGCAGGUGCAGUGCGAGGUCGAGCAGAGUG